Corythoichthys intestinalis (scribbled pipefish) is the source of this 2570-nucleotide messenger RNA. RefSeq lists its product as uncharacterized. The record is from RefSeq and is a predicted model, not a curated record. Gene Ontology annotation, molecular function: nucleic acid binding. Lineage: Eukaryota; Metazoa; Chordata; Actinopteri; Syngnathiformes; Syngnathidae. The coding region runs from base 1 to 2142 and encodes 713 amino acids. Gene Ontology annotation, biological process: DNA integration. The transcript is spliced from 2 exons.
AUGUACACUUCAAUACCGCUGUCUGCAGCCCAAAGAAUAGAGAUUGACGUUUUUUGUGAUGCUUCCACAAAAGCCGUAGGUGCGGUAGCCUACCUCAAACUCACAAAUGAGGACGGACACAGCGAAGUGGGAUUCCUCCUCGGCAAAGCACGUUUAGCUCCUAAACCAGACAUCACCAUACCCCGACUUGAACUCUGUGCAGCAGUCCUGGCCGUGGAAGUAGCAGAGUUGGUUCUAGAGGAGCUGGAUGUCACAGUCGAUCAGGUGAAUCUUUACACAGACUCAAAGGUAGUGCUUGGGUACAUCUCAAACACCAAGAGACGCUUUCACGUUUAUGUGCACAACAGAGUCGAACGCAUCAGGCGCUUUGCACAAACUCACCAGUGGCAUUACGUGCCCACACACUUAAAUCCGGCAGACCAUGCCACACGAGCGUUGCCCGCUGAGCAGCUCUCCAGCUCCACCUGGCUCAGAGGCCCAGCUUUCCUCUCCAGGUUGGACCAAAGUCAAGUUCGAAGUCAAACCUUCGAUCUCAUAGACCCAGAGACUGACUGUGAGUUGCGUCCUGAGGUAACAACUUGCACUACCACCCUAUCAAAAGGCCAGUUUAAUAGUGCCAGAUUUGAAAGGUUUUCAAGUUGGAAGGUGCUGCAAAAGGCUAUUGCCAAACUCCAACAUAUAGCUCAAUCAUUCAAGAACAACUCUGAGGUUUCCUGUCGUGGCUGGCACAACUGCAACAAACAUUUAACUGAAAAGUCACUGCAACUAGCCAAGACCACGAUCAUUCGCACCGUUCAAAGAGAGGUCUUCGCAGAAGAUAUUGGAUGCAUUGAAAAAGGCACAGCUUUAAAAAACUCAAGUCCACUCAGCAAACUGAAUCCAUUUGUUGACACGCAAGGGCUCCUUAAAGUUGGAGGCCGACUAAAGAAAGCACAGUUGUCUGCAGAAGAAACCAAUCCCAUACUAAUCCCUGGAAAGCACCAUCUUGCUCAGCUCAUAAUAAGACACUUUCACGAAAAAUUAUGUCACCAGGGAAGGCAUUUCACGGAGGGAGCAGUCAGAGCAGGGGGCUUUUGGAUUGUGGGAGGAAAAAGAGCAGUAAGCAGUGUGAUUUUCAAGUGCAUCACAUGCCGCAAAUUAAGGGGCAGGCAACCUGAACAGAUCAUGGCUGAGCUACCUGAAGACAGGCUGUCCACGGACCCUCCUUUCACAAAUGUAGGCCUUGAUGUGUUCGGUCCCUGGUCCGUUACAGUGAGAAAAACGCGUGGUGCUAAUGCAGAUGCUAAAAGAUGGGCAGUCAUAUUCACCUGCAUGAGUACACGUGCAAUUCAUAUUGAAGUGAUUGAGUCAAUGGACACAUCGUCAUUCAUUAAUGCACUGCGUCGUUUCUUUGCCAUCCGAGGUGGUGCCAAACUCUUGAGAUCUGAUUGUGGGACAAAUUUUGUGAGUGCCUGCAAAGAGCUCCAAAUAGACAAACUAGGCUGUCACAAUGACAAAAUAGGCACAUUCUUGAAAGACAGUGCGUGCAAAUGGCAGUUUAAUCCUCCACAUGCAUCCCAUAUGGCUGGUUCCUGGGAACGCAUGAUCGGCGUCACCCGAAAAAUCCUCAAUGCAAUGCUCCUUGAACAUCCAUAUGGGAAGCUCACACAUGAAGUACUCGUGACAUUGUUAGCUGAAGUCACCGCAAUUGUAAAUGCACGCCCGCUAACGGCUGUUUCUACAGAUCCCGAAAACCCAGUCAUUCUUACUCCUGCGAUGCUACUCACGCAAAAGGUUGGCACACCACCGAUUCCACCAGGGCAGUUUCAGACCAGUGACCUAUUCAAAGCCCAAUGGAAGCGCGUGCAGUACUUAGCUAAUGUUUUCUGGAGUCGUUGGCAGAAAGAAUACAUCGCAGGCUUGCAGGUUCGUCGCAAGUGGAAAAUAAAAAAGCCGAACCUUCAAAUGGGCGACGUUGUUUUAAUGAGGGAGUCUCUGGAACAUAGGAAUAAUUGGCCACUCGGACUGAUCACAAAAUCUUUCCCAAGUGAGGACGGUAAUGUCAGAAAAGUUGAGGUUAAGAUUUGCCGAAACGGCGAGAAUAGGUUUUACAUUCGCCCAAUUCGUGAAGUUGUGCUUUUGCUGUCUAAGGGUAGCAUGUAAAACGAGUUGUUGUUGUGUAUCGUUCAUUAGUUAAGAGCUGACAUCUUGCAGAUGUCAGGCGGGGAGUGUUAUGUCCUCUGGUCUUAUGUUGACUACUUUUUGGGUUUAAUUUCUUUCUAAGAUUGUACAUUGUUCAUCCGUCCACAGGAUGUCGCUAUUCUAACUCAGAAUCUUAAGUUUUUCUUUGGUAUUGCUGUUUGCGCUCGGCUUCCCCUAGUGGCGACUUGCUGUAAGCAGCAGGCAGAAAGAACUUUUUAUUUCAGUUGGAAAAGAGGCCUUGAGGUGUUAAGACGUUACACACCUCCUCUGCACCAUACAUCGUUGGGAACCCUUGACAAAACAAAAUCUUUUUACCACACACACGCACACACGUUGACACAAAGAAAUAAAUGAGAGGAAGGAGUUCGGGCCUCCAAGUUUCUUUGUCG